UUCGUCCGAGACCACAAGCCAACCACCACAAUCCUCUACGAGACACCUAUCUACACCCAUCGAACUCGUUUGUCACACAGCUUCCCGCAAGCAGUUUCAUAAGCUAGCGGUCUCGGAGUGCCUUCGAGAGGGAGAGAUGCAGAAUGAGGAGAACUCGCCUAGCUUUCGCCGCCGCAGGCUGAGCGAUGGAAGCCGACGGGAUGAGGCGGGGAGAGAGGACUCGGGCCGGAAAAGGAAGAGGCGCAUUCUCUCAUGUGAUACGUGCCGCAGGCAGAAGUGCCGAUGCGAGCUUGACGAGGAGUCGGAUGUUUGUGCGCGGUGCCGCUCGCUGAGGAUCAAUUGCACGUGGAACGACAGCGGCGAUACGCACUCGGUUUCUUCCCGUGAAGCACCAGUUAAGCCUGAUAUCGAAGGAAGGUUUCGAAGUCUAGAGGCUUGGAUUGUUGAACUCAGGGCGACGGUGCAGGCGCUCGCCUCUGGGAGUCGGCCAGACGUGGGGCGGGCUCUGGCGACAGGCCAUCAGGAACAGCAACAGCAACUGCGACCGCAGGCGCAGCCGAAUCGUACAUCUGUUGACAAGAACGGUAACAGAGACGCCAAUGCUGCCAAAGAGUCGAAUGACGAAGAUGUGGAGCCGGCGGAUCGGGACGUCUAUCUGUCCCCGGCGGAAGUCAUACGGAAAGUUGGGAGACAGCUGAGCGGGGGGCAUCGAAGGACAUUCGACGUUCAGACCGACGUUGUAUCGCAGGGCAUUUUGGAUGAGAAAACAGCCCGAGAUCUACUUGCCGAAUUUGUACGCCGACGACGGCACACUCUUCUAAUCAACAGCGAGGCCGACCUUGCCUCCAGGAACAUGGACCUCCGGCACGCAUCACCCUUUCUGCACGACGUCUGCUGUCUGCACGCAAUGCGGUUUUCGGAGCACAGCUCGUCGGUGCUGCACCGGCGCAUUUUUGAGCACGUUCGGCUGCAGAUGGGCCAGCUGAUGAUCGCGAGCCCGUUGCCCCUGGAGGAGUUGAUGGGGAUUCUGAUCAUGAGCCUGUGGGCUUCGGCACCGUCGGGACCCGAAUAUAUCGAUAGUUGGUUAGUAAGCGGACACUGCGCACAGCAAGCGAUGCUGAGCAUCAAUUUCUCGGAAAUUCUAUCGAGGACAAAGUCUGGGACGUCGACGGAGGGAGAUCAGAGGGUUAUGAGGCUUUGGGCCAACACCUGCUUGGUAAAUUUGCACUGGGCGGCGACAACUGGCCGGCCGGCGACUGUCCCGCCCGCAUAUCUCCGGCAGUGCAAACUCCUUCUCGACUUUGAGGAGGUGACGAUUAGGGACGCCAUGGUAUAUGCCGAAAUAAUGCUUUACCUAGUCCUGCAGGACAAGUUCUCGCAGGGGCUAUACCUGGGCAGUGAUGGCACAUGCGCGGAGCUUUCCGCGUGGAGAACCAGGUGGAACUCCUUGUUUGAACUUUCUGCCUCAUCGACGUUGAGAAUAAGCUACCCCAUCGCGUGGCUGAUCCUCGCCCGGCGCUCGCUCGAACACGACCAGGCCGCGCCAGACCAAGACUCCUUGUCGAGCUCGCCGAGACCUCACCCGGUUGACGCUGCGGCGAACGACGGGGCUCACGACCAGCCGGGGUCACAAGGACCCCCCGACAUGGCGCAAUCCCGCGUCAGCACCUUCGCGACGGAUGUCGUCCGGGCGUUCGUCGACAUGCCGGCCCCUCGCGCCGAGGAGUUGCCCGAGUUCCAUCGGCUGUGCGUGGCGUACGCGAUGCUUAUCAUCUCAAAGCACGAGCAGAAGCCGGCGGCGGCGGCGGCGGCGGCCGGGGGCUUGCCGUCCGACGCGGACGACGAGGUGUUGGCACUGCUCCGCGCUGCACAGAAGCAUAAUGGCGUCACGGGUAACAGUGCGCCGUCGGCGAUACAAUUCGGGCUCGAACGGGCUCUGAGGAAGGUCUCUUCACGAAUCGAGGCCCGCUCGUCAGCCGAUGGAGCCGUGCCAGGUCCCGCCGUUGCCGUGGGUCAUCAUUGGGGGGGUGGAAUACAACCACCGGGCAUGGUAACGGCUCCCACUUGGUCUCAGACGACGCAGCAACCGCAACAGGGCACCCCAGGUCAGCAGCACGGUCAAACCCCCUCCUCUUUUACGGGAGACACACUGGCCCCUGAGUUUGACGGCGCUCUGUCGCUAGAGACGAUGGAUUUUUUUUUCAGCGGGGGACACCUCGGGCUCGGAGACCACUCAUUCUUUUGAUCUUGGAGAUGGGUCUGUGACAUUCUGAUUAAUAGUCCACGUUGCAUUUUGGCAUGUCCGUACCGUAUCUAGCACGCAUUGCCUGAAACGCUGCCAAUCUCCAUCGCUGUGUUCAAAUCGAGCCAUGCUCUCUGUUUUCAACCAACUUCUGUGUUUUCCAGACAAAGUUCCAGCC
Colletotrichum navitas is the source of this 2420-nucleotide messenger RNA. RefSeq lists its product as uncharacterized. Gene Ontology annotation, molecular function: transcription cis-regulatory region binding; DNA-binding transcription factor activity, RNA polymerase II-specific; zinc ion binding. The transcript is spliced from 7 exons. Gene Ontology annotation, biological process: regulation of DNA-templated transcription. NCBI's taxonomy places the organism in Eukaryota, Fungi, Ascomycota, Sordariomycetes, Glomerellales, Glomerellaceae. The record is from RefSeq and is a predicted model, not a curated record. Gene Ontology annotation, cellular component: nucleus. The coding region runs from base 137 to 2245 and encodes 702 amino acids.